Aegilops tauschii subsp. strangulata is the source of this 1369-nucleotide messenger RNA. Its product is annotated as phosphoenolpyruvate carboxylase kinase 2. The record is from RefSeq and is a predicted model, not a curated record. NCBI's taxonomy places the organism in Eukaryota, Viridiplantae, Streptophyta, Magnoliopsida, Poales, Poaceae. Gene Ontology annotation, molecular function: protein kinase activity; ATP binding. Gene Ontology annotation, biological process: protein phosphorylation.
UCGCUGGCUCCCCCCCUCUCGCAUUUAUAACCGCCCUCGCCGCCGGGGAGGACGGAGACCAGCACCGCACACCACAACCGCCCGCCCCAACAACAGAGACGGACCCGACCAUGGUUUACGGCGGAGAGGAGGCGCUGAGGCGGCAGUACUCCAUCGGCGACGAGAUCGGGCACGGCCGGUUCGGGACCGUCCGCCGGUGCCACUCCAACGCCACGGGGGAGGCGCUGGCGUUGAAGACCACGCCCAAGGCGCCGCUGCGUGACGCGCUCGACCUCGCCCUCGCGGAGCAGGAGCCCAAGCUGCACCUCCUCGCCUCCUCCCCGCCCUGCAGCCCGCACCUGGUCGCGCUCCACGCCGCCUUCGACGACGCCGACGCCGUCCACCUCGUCGUCGACCUCUGCGCCGGCGGGGACCUCCUCUCGCUCCUCUCCGCCCGCGGCGGCCGCCUCCCCGAGCGCGAGGCGGCGGGGCUCGCCGCGCAGCUCGCCUCCGCGCUCGCCGCCUGCCACCGCCGCGGGGUCGCGCACCGCGACGUCAAGCCCGACAACCUGCUCUUCGACGCCGCCACCGGCGCGCUAAAGCUCGCCGACUUCGGCUCCGCCGAGUGGUUCGGGGACGGGCGCCGCAUGUCCGGGAUCGUCGGCACGCCCUACUACGUCGCCCCCGAGGUGGUCGCCGGCAGGGAGUACGGCGAGAAGGUGGACGUGUGGAGCGCCGGGGUCGUGCUCUACAUGACGCUGUCGGGGUCCGUGCCGUUCUACGGCGCCACAGCACCGGAGAUCUUCGAGGCCGUGCUCCGCGGCAACGUCCGCUUCCCGCCGCGCGCCUUCGCCGGCGUCUCCCCCGAGGCCAAGGACCUGAUGCGCCGCAUGCUCUGCAAGGACGUCUCCCGCAGGUUCUCCGCCGAACAAGUCCUGAGGCAUCCGUGGAUCGCGAGCUGCGGAGGGGAUGCGGUUGCGGGCUGAAGAAAUCGAUGGGCCAACAUGCGGCACGCGCUCCAUCCGCCUGUAGAUAGAAGAUGUCUCCACGGACGACGGCUCUGCUCUGUUUCUCCGGCAAAUCGGCGAUGGACAGAAGCAGCGGCGGUGCCGGAGUUGAGUCCAGUCAGUAGAACUAGCGGUGGUUCCUUCCGUGAUCCUGUAGGUCUAGAUAUGGGUCUCUGGUGAAGCUGGAAUUGCAGAAGCUUUCACCUGAGUUAGCCUGAAUGUGUGUUUGUUCUCUGAAUCUCUGUACUAGUCCUUGUACAUAGUCUUGUUCAGUUCUAGCUGAAGAGGAAGAGAGGGUUUAGUAGUACUUAGUGGUACUUAGUAGGCAGGCUUGUUCAGAAGAAUGAAAAUGGAGCAAAAAUUAUGUGCAUGUUUUGUACAAA